AUGGUGACAGAGGAAUCUUGUUCCAACGUCAACCAAAAUACAACCAUCAUUCAGAGAUCACCAGAAACAUCGAGUACUUGCUCAACCCCUUCGUUUCAUCCUCCUACUUCACUUUCCAUUUUAGACUGUGUCGGUGAUGAAGACAAGUGUAAGCAACUGUUUGCUAGAAUGAUUGUCGAAAUGAGACAAGAUCAUGCUAAGCCCAGUCAUCUGUCCCUUUCAUUCGAUGUGAAUGGUAAUAUUCACACCCUACACAUGUUGAUUCAAGGUCAAGUAAACCAUCAGAAAUUUGACGGUGUCUCACAAUGUCUACCUCCUGAAGUCAUGAAUAAUCACUACCACAGUGAAAAGGCAGCUGUUUGGAUGCUUGGAAUUCACUUGUACAAGCUAUUGACGGGCAAGUAUCCAUUCUACGCUUCAAAUGAUCGGCAAUUGUUCAAAAAGAUGCUUCACACCAAUUUUUCUAUACCAAACGAAUUAUCUGAAGAUGCUAAAGAUAUCCUAAGACGAAUGCUGGCACCGGAUCUAAGGAAUCGCGCAUCUCUAGAUCUAAUCAUUUAUCAUCCCUGGCUUAAACCCUACAUGCACGUCCUUCUGCCAGAUCACAGCCAUCCACCAAGACAACAACCCGUUUUUACACCCCAAGGGAAAAAGAGGAGUAGGUUUAAGCCACUGAGGCAAGUUCUCCUGUUGUUCUUACAUGGCCCGUUUCCACCGCCAAAGAAACCCUACAGGGAUCUAUCUCAUUUGGGAACCCGCGAUUCUGUUUUUGCUAGACAAAGACAGAUGUAA
Rhizopus microsporus ATCC 52813 is the source of this 792-nucleotide messenger RNA. RefSeq names its product kinase-like protein. The record is from RefSeq and is a predicted model, not a curated record. The coding region runs from base 1 to 792 and encodes 263 amino acids. Gene Ontology annotation, cellular component: cytoplasm. Gene Ontology annotation, molecular function: protein serine/threonine kinase activity; ATP binding. Gene Ontology annotation, biological process: intracellular signal transduction; protein phosphorylation. The transcript has 3 exons. NCBI's taxonomy places the organism in Eukaryota, Fungi, Mucoromycota, Mucoromycetes, Mucorales, Rhizopodaceae.